Molecule: messenger RNA, 705 nt
Organism: Closterium sp. Naga37s-1
Lineage: Eukaryota; Viridiplantae; Streptophyta; Zygnematophyceae; Desmidiales; Closteriaceae
Source: the annotation of a GenBank genome assembly
AUGUGGAGUAGUGCAGCAGGGGAAUGGGCAACAGGGAGUAGUGCAGCAGGGGAAUGGGCAACAGGGAGUAGUGCAGCAGGGGAAUGGGCAACAAGGAGUAGUGCAGCAGGGGAAUGGGCAACAGGGAGUAGUGCAGCAGGGGAAUGGGCAACAGGGAGUAGUGCAGCAGGGGAAUGGGCAACAGGGAGUAGUGCAGUAGGGGAAUGGGCAACAGGGAGUAGUGCAGCAGGGGAAUGGGCAACAGGGAGUAGUGCAGCAGGGGAAUGGGCAACAGGGAGUAGUGCAGCAGGGGAAUGGGCAGCAGGGAGUAGUGCAGCAUGGGAAUGGGCAGCAGGGGAAUGGGAAGCAGGGGGACAUAUGGGAGGGCGCAGGGGGGAGAGCAGCAGCGCCGGGGGAGAGGCACAGGCGUGGUGUGAGCUGUGGAGGGGACUGGGGGGGGGAGAGAGGCUAUUGCAAAGGGAGACGGGCAAAGAGGUGCGAAUAGAGGGGACUGGUGCUGCUGGUGGUGCUUCUGCUGGUGGUGGUGGUGGUCAGCCAGUGUCUCUGCAGGUGCCCAUAGUGGCUCUGACAGCAGACGUGGAUCGCGGAGUGGUGCAGAGGUGUGCAGAGGGGGGGUUUGACGGUGUGCUGCAGAAGCCAGCGGAUGCCCACCUGCUCGCCGCCCACCUCUCCCGAAUGCACUUCCACCGCUCUCUCAGACGCUAG